UUAAAAAGCCAUCACGAAGGUCACUCAUCAUAAAAACCCGAAACUAAAAAAUCCUCUUUUAAAUUAAGACUGCUACAUGAAGAAACCAAAAAGUAAAUCUACCAACUAACUAAAACAUCGUCAAGUCAAAACCGAAGAAUUCCAAUGCUGCAAAACUCGACCAACAGAAUCCUAACCUACAAAUGAUAGAAGGACUUGUUUAAAUGGCCAAUAAUGGUUUGGGAAGCUCCAAACAGUCCGGCAAACCAGAGAACUCGGCGCUCAUUACUCAAACCAACUUGGAAUGUAAGAAUCUCUACGACUAUCUCAAAACCAGACCUCGAACCGUAUUGGAAAAGCUCUACAAUCAUCCGGCUAUUUGCUUGGCGGUUUAUAGAGAAUUACCAGAGUUAGCCAGACAAUAUGUGAUAAGGAUAUUGUUCGUUGAACAGCCUGUACCUCAGGCCGUAGUGGCUUCAUGGGGCAGUCAAAGUUUUUCAAAAGAGCACACCUAUGUAACUAAAGUACUGUCCGAAUUGAACGUUUGGGUUGAAGACUCGUUACCAGGAGGUUUAUUAGGGUGGGUACUGGCGCCUACAUUUAAAAAAAACCUUAAAGUAGCUCUUAUGGGUGGUGGAAAACCAUGGAGCAUGUCGUCAGCUCUAGAACCAGAUAAGAACCCAAGAGAAAUUGGGUUUUUGGAUUCAUAUUCAUCAGAAAGAUGGGAAUGUGUUUUACAUUAUAUGGUUGGAUCCCAGCAGCAAGAAGGGAUAUCAGCUGAUGCUGUUAGGAUUUUAUUGCACGCAGGCCUAAUGAAACGAGAUGAAGAGGAUGGCAGCCCAGUAAUUACCAGACAAGGGUUUCAGUUUUUGUUAUUAGACAGACAAGCACAAGUAUGGCACUUUUUACUUCAGUACUUGGACACUGUUGAGCAAAGAGGUUUAGACUUGAUUGAAUGCUUAACGUUUUUAUUCCAAUUAAGCUUCAGCACUUUAGGCAAAGAUUACAGUACUGAAGGCCUCAGCUCCGGUCUGUUAAUUUUUCUGCAACACUUGAGAGAGUUUGGAUUAGUCUAUCAAAGGAAACGUAAAGCUGGGAGGUUUUACCCUACCAGACUAGCCUUAAAUAUCACGAGCAGCCAAAAUAAAAACAUCCCUAUCUUGGAAGAAGACACUCCCAAAGGUUACAUAGUUGUGGAAACAAAUUACAGGGUUUAUGCUUAUACAGACUCAAAUUUACAAGUGGCCCUUAUCGCAUUGUUUACUGAACUAAUGUAUAGAUUUCCCAAUUUGGUUGUGGGAGUGAUUACCAGAGACUCAGUAAGACAGGCAUUAAGGGGCGGUAUUACUGCAGACCAAAUCAUUGGCUACCUCAAACAGCACGCCCAUCAAAAAAUGCUGGCCCUAGAAGCCAAGCAAAUUCUACCUCCAACUGUUGUCGAUCAAAUCAAACUGUGGGAAUUGGAAAGGAACCGGUUGACUUAUAACGAAGGGGUUUUAUAUAGUCAGUUUUUAUCUCAGGCUGAUUUUAAUGUAUUGAAAGAAUAUGCCCAAUCGAAUGGUGUAUUAAUUUGGUGCAACAAAGAAAAACGGACUUUGGUGAUACACAAAAACGCUCACGAUGAUGUGAAGAAGUUCUGGAAAAAAUAUUCGAAAGGAAGUUAGGAUUAGGUUUACAUUUAAGCUAUUUAAUAAAAAAACUGUUUCAUAUAGAAGAUAUAUUUAAUAUACCAAAGAAAAACCCUAAUAUUUCCAAAACUAUACAACUGUAUUCAUAAGUUCAAUAACUGUCAUUUAGUGGUGGCUCUUUAGUGUAUUUAUCUGCCCCGGUUCUUUCCCCUGCAAAAUGUUGACGGUGCCUUUCCAUUCUCAUAGCCAUGAUUCUCUGAAAUUGUUUACGUUUGAAAACGCACUCGUCGAAAUCCCUCAACAGGUUUUCGCACUCUUUCAUUCCUCUGGCCAUGCCGUACGCCUCCAAACAGUCCAACGUUUUCAUUUCGAUUUCUUUACAAGGUCCUUUGCCCCAUUGGUUUGUUACCGCCGGAUAGAACACGUCGUUGAAUGGAGAUUUGACGAACGGGGAUAAAAUCGACAUUCUAAAAAGAAUUGGGAGUUGUUAGGGUGUGAUAUUUCAGGUUUCAUGCAAGAAAAUAUUCGAAAGAGUUUAA
Molecule: messenger RNA, 2146 nt
Organism: Ceutorhynchus assimilis (cabbage seed weevil)
Lineage: Eukaryota; Metazoa; Arthropoda; Insecta; Coleoptera; Curculionidae
Source: the annotation of a GenBank genome assembly